UCCAACUAACGUUUGUAAUCACAUUUCAAUCCAUGGUGCAGUUGGAUGAAUAAAGUAACAAAGAAUGGGAAAAGAAAUCAUUUAUUUAAUAGGCAUUUGUUUUUAUAUUUUAGUUUGUGUGGCAUCAGUUUCAGGAGACCCCAGUCUAAAAGCACCCAAAGACAAUGUAAUUGUUGGUAGUGGAAAUAAGCUCAAAAUGGAAGACUCUGAAGAUGACGGGUACGACAGCGGCCCGGCCGACGAUGACCUGCCAAGGAACUGGCGAGUGCUACAAUCAAGUGAUGUAUUGACUCCGCCAGAACUACUACCGUUAGCCAAAAGAUUAAUAGCAAAAGUUGACACUGUUAAACCAGGAGAAGGCACAGGCGUCGUAAGCUCGGCCAAAAGUGCAGAAAAUUUAGCAGACGUUUUAUUUCAAAGAUUUUUUAUGACAGAUCGACGCAUCAAGCAGAUAAGCAAAAUUGAUAUUGCUGGUCUUGAUGCUCUUCAAGCGUUGGCCCUAGACGGGUCAGGAAUUCACAAGAAUCUGAAACUUGUGAGCGUCGAUGGCGGUCGAUGUUACAUGGAUGAAUUUGACAAAGACGGAGUUGUGCAUAACAGCAUGUGUUACCCCACGCGCCCGGGUCACAGACAAAGCAUAUACAGCUUACUAACUAAACCAAUUAAUACAAUUGAAGAAGAGAAUGCCGAAAAUAGACGUCAAAGAAACUCUGGCGUGCCUCAAAGUCGAAUUAAACUUCUGAGCAAACUACAGAAAAAUAGACAAAUAGUGGUGAAUGGUAACCGUAAAUUUAACCAAGACCAGAAUAAGGAAGCGGAAUCGAUGACCAAAGGAGGAACUAAAGGUCCCAGUGUCAAAAUGGGUAAUCGACCACAGACCGCGGACACUCCCAAACCCCACCAAAUGAAUAUCAAAAAAGGUCCCACUCCCAAUGUCAAAAUAGAUAAUCGACAGAACGUGGCCACUUCCAAACCUCAUGACACCCUUAACAAUAAAGAACAUUUAAAGGGUUGUCGUUGGAAGUUCGAAUGUGUGACUGCACGGAACCUUGACACGUGCCGGCUCAAGACGACUUGUCCCGGCGACAAGGAACCAGACGUAGACCAUGAAAAAGAGAAAAUACACGACGACUUUAGAAGAAUGAUUGGUAUCGCGUCCGUGGAUGAAGAGGUGGAAAAAAUAUUGGAAUCUCGAGUGUUGCACUUACGUCCUAUGUGGUUUAGAAAUCGUAGCCGUAAACGUAAAGAUGAACUAUGAUCGUGUCUGGUAGUUGAUGCUGUGUAUCGACUCUGAAUCGACUUAUGACCGAAUUUAAUUUUUACAUAUUGAAGGUGUUUUUUUAACCAAGAUCAAACAAUUACACAUAUUGAAAAAACCUUAUGUACUAAUAAAUAAGUUGCAGAAAAUAAUAA
This is a messenger RNA of Leguminivora glycinivorella, 1413 nucleotides long. RefSeq lists its product as uncharacterized. The transcript is spliced from 19 exons. NCBI's taxonomy places the organism in Eukaryota, Metazoa, Arthropoda, Insecta, Lepidoptera, Tortricidae. Bases 65 to 1258 code for a protein of 397 amino acids. The record is from RefSeq and is a predicted model, not a curated record.